Molecule: messenger RNA, 1150 nt
Organism: Melanotaenia boesemani (Boeseman's rainbowfish)
Lineage: Eukaryota; Metazoa; Chordata; Actinopteri; Atheriniformes; Melanotaeniidae
Gene: bphl
Product: biphenyl hydrolase like
Exons: 7
Coding region: 154-1005 (283 amino acids)
Source: RefSeq, a predicted model, not a curated record
GUGGAUUUUCGUGGAAAGUGCCGAACUGAUUCCAGCUGCCAGGAAGUUCUGACACAAACCUGCCAAGCAAGACUGUGUGAACUUCACUCAAGAAGACACUUGUUUAAUCACUAAAUCAGAGGACAGCAGCUGUGUGAGACACGCUGAGGAGGAAUGCUGUUUUUACUGGGAAGACGUUUAUUUAACCGCGGAACGCACGUGAAGACAGCCAUGACUGCGACUCAGCCCUACUGCUCAUCUGUGAUCUCUGGGAGGCAGCAUGUUAACGGAGUAGAUCUGUACUAUGAACAAACUGGCAGAGGGAAACAUGCUGUGUUGCUGCUUCCUGGUGCUCUGGGAAGCUCAAGGACCGAUUUUGGUCCUCAGCUGAAAUCUCUGAACAAGGAACUCUUCACCAUCGUCGGCUGGGAUCCCCGCGGUUAUGGACGAUCCCGUCCCCCUGACCGAGACUUCCCACCUGACUUCUUCGAGAGGGAUGCGAAGGAUGCAGUGGAUCUGAUGAAGAUGUUGGGCUUUGGCAAGUUUUCUCUGCUGGGUUGGAGUGAUGGAGGAAUCACUGCACUGAUCGCAGCUGCAAGGAAUCCCGACCUGAUCAAUAAGAUGGUCGUUUGGGGGUCUAAUGCUUUUGUUUCCCAAGACGAUCUCAAGCUUUACAGCAUGGUCCGCGAUGUCUCCAAGUGGAGUGCAAGGAUGAGGCAGCCCAUGGAGGAAGUGUACGGAGCAGAAGUCUUUGCUCGAACAUGGGAAGGCUGGGUGGACGGAAUUGCACAGUUUGCUCAGCGACCAGAAGGGAGUAUCUGCAUGGAGCUUCUACCCCUGAUCAGCUGUCCAACCCUCAUCAUCCACGGAGAGAAAGACCCCAUGGUGCCCAGCUUCCACCCUCAAUACCUCCUCAAACACAUAAAAAAAUCACGGUUGCAUUUAAUGCCAGAAGGAAAACACAACCUCCACCUGAGGUAUGCCGAGGAGUUCAACAAACUAGUUGAAGAUUUUCUGGAAGAGUGAAACAACCAAAAGAUCAUGUUGUUACAAAGAACCAGAGCUGGUGUCGAUUAAACGAGGAAAUCAUCAGUCUUUUGUAAAUCUUUAUGUAGAAGAAUGUGAAUUGUCUUUAAUUUGAAUUUCAUAUCAAAUAAAAAUAGAAACGUCA